ACAAGCCCCAGGUAUUGCUGCUGUAUGCUGGUGUGGGUAUCACACUUCGAGAACCGUUGUACUAUUUUGCUUAAUCCUCUAAAUGAGCUAGGUAGCCAUUCGUCUCUGUGAGGUCAGUACUGUUAGUCUUUCCAUUUUCCAAGUGGUCUAAAUACAUGCUUGUUUGAAAGGGUUAGUGAGUUCUGGCCCGUGUAUUUAGCCUUGCAAGGGGGGCCUGUCAUCAUUUCCUCGAUGACCGCCUGAGGCUCAGAGAGGUGACAUGAUUUGUCCAAGGUAGCACAGCGAUUAGAGGGAGACGCUGGCAUUGAACCAGGUUUCUCUGAAGCCCCACCUUUCCCCACCCUCUCAGGUGGAGAGGAUGUCUAGCUUCUGACCUCAGACAUCGCUUCAGGAAAUCCUGUCCGUAGCUUCAGAGCUCAGCAAUCUCUGGCAGGUAUGGCCGACCAGUUCCCCACAUAGCUGGCUGAGAUCCAGUUAUAGCCUCAGGACCACAGAGCCCCGGCCUCCCACUUAGGUCUCCUGCUGCCCACGCUCCUGCCUUGAUCUGCAGCCCGAUAAAGGCUGGGCCGCAGGCAGCAGGGCUCAGUAAGCCUGGCUCCUUUGGUGGCCUCCCCAGAAGCCCUGUGGCCAUGACGCAGCUGCUUCUGCUGACUGUGGCCCUCCUGGUCCUGGGUCAUGUGCCACCAGGGAGAAGUGAAUUCAAGCGGUGCUGGAAAGGCCAAGGGGCCUGCCGAACUUACUGUACCAGGCAUGAAACCUACAUGCACAUGUGCCCAGAUGCCUCCCUGUGCUGUGUCGCCUAUGGAAUCAGGCCUCUGCCCUCUAAGACUGAACCUGUGUAGCUGGUUCUGGGCUGACACCCUUGCUGUCCAAUAAACACCUGCUGCUGCCCGUC
Messenger RNA from Felis catus (domestic cat), 895 nucleotides. RefSeq names its product defensin beta 124 (gene DEFB124). The record is from RefSeq and is a predicted model, not a curated record. NCBI's taxonomy places the organism in Eukaryota, Metazoa, Chordata, Mammalia, Carnivora, Felidae. Gene Ontology annotation, biological process: positive regulation of monocyte chemotaxis; positive regulation of chemokine (C-C motif) ligand 5 production; cellular response to peptidoglycan. The coding region runs from base 630 to 842 and encodes 70 amino acids. The transcript has 2 exons. Gene Ontology annotation, cellular component: extracellular region.